AUGCCUGACUUUGGAUACUCAUACCAGUUUGUGGAACGCUCAAUUCGUCUAGGGUUGCUCCAGGAGUUAAAUAAGUUCUUGGUUGGAAUGCCUCGUGGAAGUGUCAGGCAACCCACCAUGGGCCCGGCAAAGAGGUAUAGAGAGCCAUUUACAGCUAAAGAUGACCAGAUUUUAUACGAUUGGAUGAAACCUUUUGAGCAGGCAGGUGGAGCAGUGUCAGGAAACAAGAUAUAUCAAAAAUUAGAAGCACAACACCCAAGCCAUACAUGGCAAUCAUGGCGUGAGCGAUAUCUAAAAAAGGUUCGGGGCCUUCCGCGACCAGGAUCAGCUCAUACGGGGCCUGAUAGUUCUACCCCAGGACAAUCAGGGCCACAGCCAGAGACCCCUAAACUCUCUAUACCCACCAGUCAGCUGCAAUAUGGUGGUUUUACUGAAAGAGAUAUGGAGCUUCUUCUCCGAAAUGCACCACGUAUUCUAAUGGUUUCCCCCGAUGCGGAAGAUGAGAUGUGGUCUGAGAUUGCUGAAAACGAGGAUAAACAUUCAGCAAUGGAAUGGAAGAAUUAUUUUCAUACUUUUGUUCGCCCUAUCUAUGAAUCAAAACUGAAGAACAAGAAGAAUACAAAGUCAAGGCACAGCAAUAUUUCGGGUACCACAGAAAGAAUACAUGCAGAUGCCGACACUAUGAGUGAUGAGCAAAAGGGGGGAAUAGGGGGUGAUAUACAAAUGCCGAAAGGGAAAAGGAGACGCACUCUUCCUGGCAGUUUCAGGCCCGCAGACCUCCCUACAAGAGUAGAUGACCAGAAUCAAAACAAAAGACGAGCCACAGGGUCCAGUCCAUCUCAAAGUUUUACUGUAAAUCAAUUGACCGUGUCAUCAUCAUUACCUACCACCACCAGGCCCGGAAUACACGAACCAGAUAUGCGCUCUCAACGAUACGAAACUACUUCCGAAGCCAUUGCACAAAAACAAAAACAAAGUUCACCGUUAGUACCGAGGACACAAACUACCAAUGUUGAAGAACAUAGUCCUAUGGAAGAUGGGGCCCAAGAGGUUGACGAGUGGAUUAGGUCUCGCGUUCAGCGUAGUCAGGGUUUGUUAUCUGAGGACCAAGUUCGAAAAGCUCUUCGGUGCACAACCAUGGACGACGUGCUUGCUGACAAAGUACUCGGGUAUUUCCAGGCAGGGAAAGGCAUUCCCACUAAUAUGAGGGGAGUCUGGACCGAAGAGGAUGAUGCUGCUAUUCAAGGAGAGGACCCCAGAGCUAUUGCCCACGUUGAAGAAAAACACGGCAGAGAGGAAUUUGACGCUCGGUUUGAACAUCUAAUGGAGUUAUGUGAAGAGCUCUAUGGGGCACUAUAUUUAACGGAUAAAGCGUAUACAAUUCCACCAGACAAUUGGCUACCCCUAUAG
Molecule: messenger RNA, 1410 nt
Organism: Microsporum canis CBS 113480
Lineage: Eukaryota; Fungi; Ascomycota; Eurotiomycetes; Onygenales; Arthrodermataceae
Exons: 4
Coding region: 1-1410 (469 amino acids)
Biological process (GO): telomere maintenance via telomere lengthening; regulation of DNA-templated transcription
Cellular component (GO): shelterin complex
Molecular function (GO): telomeric repeat DNA binding
Source: RefSeq, a predicted model, not a curated record